This is a messenger RNA of Podarcis muralis (Common wall lizard), 1391 nucleotides long. Lineage: Eukaryota; Metazoa; Chordata; Lepidosauria; Squamata; Lacertidae. The record is from RefSeq and is a predicted model, not a curated record.
UUGGGCAGGAUCCAGUUCCCCCUUUGCACUGCUGCGGGAGGCCGGACGGGGUGGGCAAUGGGCGGAUCCCGGCGGGUCAGGUAGAUCCCGGCCUCCUUGGUGGUCUUCUCCGAGGGAGGGUGGUUUGAUGGUUCGGUUUUCGGGGAGGAGGAUGGAUGCGCCUUCCUCCCUCCCUCCCAAAUGUGGGGGUUCGGGACCCUCUUGCUGCUUCUGCUGGGGGGGUGGGGAGUCCCGGGAUCCCUGCCCUCGGGUCUAGCCCAUUGGGCAUGACCGAGACGCUUCCGAGCACACCAUUGCCCCCUCCAACCUGCCCUGUUUGCAAAGGGAUCCGCCCUUUUAAAAUCUAAACUCCCGGAGGCAGGGAUGCUUCUUGAAUGCCGUUUGCUGGAAACCACCGCUGAGCGCUCCUGUUUGCUGGUUUCUCCUAAAGGGCAUCUUGGCCUGAUCCAGACUCUUAAUUUUCAUGCUCUUAGCAUGACCCACUCUGCCACUUUCCAGUGGAGAGCAGGUAGAGACUUUUCCUCUGCUGCCAUGAGUGGGAAGUCACUGCUGCUGAAGGUGAUCCUCCUGGGUGAUGGCGGCGUUGGGAAGAGCUCCCUCAUGAACCGCUACGUCACCAACAAGUUUGACUCGCAGGCCUUCCACACCAUUGGGGUUGAGUUCCUCAACCGGGACCUGGAGGUGGAUGGGCGCUUCGUGACGCUCCAGAUCUGGGACACAGCUGGGCAGGAGCGCUUCAAGAGCCUGCGGACCCCUUUCUACCGGGGGGCUGAUUGCUGUCUGCUGACCUUCAGUGUGGAUGACCGGCAGAGCUUCGACAACCUGGGCCACUGGCAAAAGGAGUUCAUCUGUUAUGCCAACGUGAAGGACCCUGACUGCUUCCCCUUUGUGGUUCUGGGCAACAAGGUGGACAAGUUGGAGAGGCAGGUGACUUCUGAAGAGGCCCAGGCCUGGUGCAUGGAGCAUGGCAACUACCCCUACCUGGAGACGAGUGCCAAGGACGACACCAACGUGGCUGUGGCCUUUGAAGAAGCUGUGCGGCAGGUGUUGGCCAUGGAGGAGCAGCUGGAGCACUGUGUGCUGGGCCAUGCGGUUGACCUGCACACCAGCAGCAAGGCAGGCUCUUCCUGCUGCUGAGAGAAACCAAGGGGGAGGGGAGGGGAAGGGCGCAUCCUGGAACUGUAGAUGCCAGGUGUGGGGGUCCUCAGGCUGCAGUCAGAGUGGGAGGCAGAGGGCUUUGAGAAGAGGACAGCUGGAAGGUCUCCUUCCUGCAUCAUUGCAUACCUAACCCACUGAGCAGUGUCCAGAUCAAGGGAUGUAAUAGUUCCACUCUAUUCUGCCUUAGUCAGACCACACCUGGAGUACUGUAUCCAGUUCUGGGCAUCACAAUU